Molecule: messenger RNA, 3414 nt
Organism: Amoebophrya sp. A120
Lineage: Eukaryota; Dinophyceae; Syndiniales; Amoebophryaceae
Source: the annotation of a GenBank genome assembly
GUCGAAAAGCACCAGAAGGGCAACGCAAGAGAUACGUACAGCUACGUGUUAGUAGUUCGUGAUAGACCACGCAUCGUCCUAGGCGUCAUCUCCCAUGGUAUUAUAAAUCGCGUUUAAAUUUCUUGUUUCAAAGUAAAAUAAAACUACAACUUGUUCUCACUAUCGCAUCGAUGUUCAAUAUUCCAAACACCUAUGUCAAAAAGAAGUCGUUUGGCUUUUUUUGGGGAGAAAAAAAAGAAAAACUGAGGCACAUGUUGUGUGUGCUAAAUCGCGCAAAUUAUUGAAGACAAAAGCGUGAAUACCGAUACUUAUCCAGAUUUGAAAAAUGUCGAACAGUCACAGAGAGGUCAUCUGGGCGGAGAACGGUGCGGAAGCGGUAUUAACAUGAUUCGCCAUGGUUUGUCUUGUUGUAGCUGAAGUUCUUGUCCGGGUUCUCCCUUUCAAUUUCAUGGUCUUUUCCUUCUGUAGUUAUGACUUAUGAGGAGCUCCUGAGGCUGCUAAGCGUAGUGAAAAAAUAUCAAGCAGUUUUGUUCUUGUUUUUUUCUGUUUAUCAACAAAUAAGGAACUGGAACUUCCAAAACAGCACCAAGUGCCGCCACCGCCGGCGGUGCACCAGAUGGUACCAGCGGCUCCGCAGGUGUUGAUGCCGCCCCCGGGCGUUGCGGGCCCGACGAGCCACCAUCACCAGGUACUGAUGCACCACCCGCAGCUGGUGUACACGACUGCUGCCGCGACGCACCAUCAACCGUUGUACCAUGAGAGUCAGUAUCUGGCCUUGGACCCGAAUCUGUUCGGGACCUCCGCGCACCACCUCUUCGCCGGCGCGGCGGGUGGUCCGCAGUACCUGGCUGUCGCGCCGAUGCCGCCGCACCCGCAGGCAGGAGCGGCUGUGCACCAACCGGCGCACCCCUUCUCGGGCACGACCACGUCGCACAGCUCCAAAGGAACCGCGGAAAACUAUGGAAUUCUCAAAUGUUACAUUCUCAACUGUUACAUGAAUUUGCAAUGCAAGAGUGGCAAAAUUGAAAAAAAAAAAAAAAGAUUGCGCCUUUUGCAUUACAGGUUUAUUGGCGUAGAUUCUCAUGCUAUCUAGCAAGUCGCGAACUUGUCAUGCGAAGCAGCUUGGUCGUGUCGAUAUUCAUGGCUAAUUUGCAUGACAAAUCCAUGUAAUAGUUGAGAAUGUAACGUCUGAGAACGCCAUAAACACUCGUCCCGCGUCCCCGUUCCGCCCCCGGCGCCCGUGAUGGUGCAUCCGCAGCCGACGACCUCUCCGGUGGUGAUCGUGGAUCCGAACCACGGCCCGUGGAUGGAUCCGAUGGCCAGUUGGUAUCACGGUGAGCAGUGGACGCAGCGCGGUACCGCGAGCACUGGAUACACGCCCCCCGGGAGCAAAGCCCCCGCGGCGGGACCACCGCAUCAUGCCUGGGGCGGCGCGCCGGCGGGCGGCUACGACUCGUACUACGGCUACAGUUACGGCGGGUACGGUAGUAGUUCCUAUCAUGGGCCGCCGGGGUCAACCUCGCGUAACGGCAGCAAAGAAAAGUCCGACCACUACCGCGGCAUGAUGAAGCACGGUUCGUUCUAUGACCAGUCCGGAGCUCCUGCAGCGGCUUCCAGCCACCACGACCUGUCCAAGGCCACCACCAACAAUGGAAAUGGCGUGCGCCCAGUGGUGCGGAACACCUGGCGGUUCAAGUACCGCGGUACCCGCGAGAGCCGGGACGCCACGACCGCUGGUCCGGGGGCAGCAACUCCAGCGGCCGGCGUGGCAGCUGCGUCUUCCUCCAAAUCCUCCGAGGACCAAAAGUUGCAGCAGUACGCGAACAGCCAGCAGAAGCAGACCCGCCGCCAGAUGAAGCAGACCCGCCCGAACCAGGGUGCUGUCGCCGCGCAAAACAAAACCGCGCAGCCGGGGAACGGCUCCAAGCCGGUACAAAAAGAAUUUCUUUUAUAUCUGUUGCUUCUAAAUCCAAACAAGGUGAAGUUGAAGAUCAAGAUUCUGUUUUUUUUUACGUCCAAACUGGUUGGAUGUAUUCCAAUAUCUUUUUCAAAAGAACAAUAGAGUGUGAACGCUGCUGCUGUUCGCGUUUGCUCAAAACGUGGAGCAGCGUCGCGCGUGAGCGAUCUCCGGCUCUACUGCAGCAUAAAAACAGCUAAACUUGAUGUUAUCUCUGCUAGUUUCCCUCAACCUCAUCAAGAACUCCCAAUUAUACCAAAAAUCCGCAAUCCAUUCCAUACCAGGGUUCGAAACGGGCCAGCAAGGAUUCGAAGGAGCUGCAAGAGACUGGCACCAACAACAAGGGAUCCAAGAGUUCGGUGGAAAGCCAACCGAGCAGCUCCAGUGCGGACGAAGCGGCGAGCGAGAAGUAUCCUGUGCAACAGUCUCGUACUCGUAUAAAUGCACUACAAAUUUCCUCAGCAUGAGAAAUAAAAUUUGUACUGCGUAUUUGACUUAACAAAAACAAAAAGAUUUGUAUAUGCAUGAUUGCAAUACGAGUGCGAUACUUUUGCACAGGAUAAGAAGCCGGCGUCGGCAAGUGCGGAGGAAGCGUCUUCGGGCGAGGGACCGCCCUCGAACAAGACGAAGCCGGCGUCCACCGCGUUUCUGGAGGCCGCGACCACCACGGCCGAGGAGGACGAGGACGCGGCCCCGGUGCUGUCGCCGAAAUCGCGUCGGGCGAAGCGGUAUCCUGCGCAAAAGUAUCGUACUCGUACUAAUUGCAUUUAUGCAUUAGGCCCCAAGUGUAACGUUAAGGCCCCAAGUGUAACGUUACAGCGCGAAUAGAAAGACAAAGAAGCGAAAAGCGACAAGCUUAACCUUUUACGUGUGGAGCGUGUUCACCUCUUGUAUAAUUACAAAUACUAGCUCCUAAGGCAACUCCGCAUUACAAAUUAAAUUUGAAAAAAUGCUGAGCCAACUUGUAUUGCAAUUUAUCCUAGUACGUUAGUACUUUUGUAAUUCAUAAGCGGAUGGCGUCCUUCGUGCGCAAGCCGUUGAAGGACGUGGCCGCCUACAAGAAGUUCUCCAGCCUGUUCGGCGGGUCGGUCAUGUCUUCCAAGCAAUCCGUCAUUCCGGAGGAAACCGCGGCGGACAUCCUCAGUCCGCCCGCGCGGGCGGCCGAGGUCGCCGCGGGUGCCGUGCCUGCCACCACGUCGAGCGUUUCUGCAGAGGAAGAGGAGAAGAAGGAACAAGUCGAAGAUGCGGGCGAAGGACCCGAAGGCGAAGCGGCCGAGGCGGGCGUCGCCGCGGCCGGGCAUGAAGAUGUUGAAGCGAGCAAGGUGGAGGAAGAAGCCAGUUGUGCGGAACAAGCGACCUCGUCUGCGGAAAAGGCAAAAACCCCCACACUGGAGGCAUUCAUCGAGAAGGUCGAGAAGGAGGGGGAAGUGGUGGAAGAAGUUGUUACGGUGCAGUAA